Ceratitis capitata (Mediterranean fruit fly) is the source of this 941-nucleotide messenger RNA. RefSeq names its product MICOS complex subunit MIC19 (gene Chchd3). Gene Ontology annotation, biological process: inner mitochondrial membrane organization. The transcript is spliced from 3 exons. Bases 142 to 771 code for a protein of 209 amino acids. Lineage: Eukaryota; Metazoa; Arthropoda; Insecta; Diptera; Tephritidae. Gene Ontology annotation, cellular component: MICOS complex. The record is from RefSeq and is a predicted model, not a curated record.
AAUUCAUACGAUCUGGCUUCGUUGUAGAAACCAGCUGAUUUUGACAUUGCUGAUUGCAUGCAUUUAAUGAAUUUUGAUUUUUUAUUUAUAAUUGGGAAAUUUGGAAUCGGCAUUUACGAGGACUUAUAAGGAAUUGGAAAAAUGGGGGCGGCACAUUCUACUGAACCACGAUCAGUUUCGAUGGACAACCCGAAUCCGGGAGUUAUCGACGUUUCUGACGAGGUGGUGCAACGUUUAAAGAAGGGAAUAAGUAAACAAGCAAAAGAAAAUGCGUCUUCUAGUUCGGAAUCAAAAACUCCAAAACCAGAAGUUCAACGUGUGCAAGUAAAACCAGCACCACCACCAGCUGCAGUGCCGCCUACAGUUGUAUACCAAUCGCCACCAACAGUUUAUGUGGCACCGAGUGGCACAACAAUAACUGCCGCGGAUAUGGCGCGUCAAAAAGAAGCCGAGUUAAAGCAGAAUGAUGCUAUGUGGCGUCAACGAUUGACUGAUCUGGAACAAACAUUAAAAAAAACUAAUGCAAUAAUGGAAAAAGAGUACUCAUCAGCAGUAGAAGAUGUACGCCAACGUUUCGCUACUGCAUCCGCCGUUCACCAACUUCCACCUUGUCAGGAUCUUAAGGCACAAGUCAUUGCUUGCUAUCGUGCAAAUCCUGGUCAAACUCUGAAAUGUUCUAGUGAAGUUGCGGCUUUCAGGGAAUGCAUAAAUUUGAAUCGUAUCAAAAAACUAGAUGUUGAGGAAUCGAAAAAUGUCGCAAAAGCAGCAUAAUAUAAUUAUUUCGUGUAUAGCAAAAAUGUGCGCUGUAAACCAAUCACUGGUGUCCGGGUUUUGAUCUUAAGUGUAAUAAGUUGAAUGAUGGAAUACAAUUUACAAAGUUUGUAAAAUGGAAAACUUGCUAAUGAAAAAUCGCAAUAAACUUUUUGUUUGAGACGUGUAAA